Paramecium sonneborni is the source of this 209-nucleotide messenger RNA. The record is from the annotation of a GenBank genome assembly. NCBI's taxonomy places the organism in Eukaryota, Ciliophora, Oligohymenophorea, Peniculida, Parameciidae.
AUGACAUUAACAAUAUAAAUAUUUAAACAUCAAAAUUAUGUUGAAGACAUUGAAAUAAAUAUUUACAUUCCUUUACUUUUUUCAAUCUAUGGUAUUUUUUUUAUCAAUAAUUCUUAGAAAAUUAUUUUGAAGUACUUGCAGCUUACAAAAAUAUCAGGAAUGUAAGACUUCCAUAUGCUGAACCCUUCUUUUUUGCUCAAUAAUGCUGA